GCUGGCGCCGGGAGCUCGUUUCUCCACGUGGACUGUGGUAUCAUGGCGGGAGCCGAGGCCUCCCAGCCACAGAAGCGCUACUACCGGCAGCGCGCCCACUCCAACCCCAUGGCGGACCACACGCUGCGCUACCCUGUGAAGCCAGAGGAGAUGGACUGGUCUGAGCUUUACCCAGAGUUCUUUGCUCCGCUCACUCAAAAUAAGAGCCAUGAUGAUCCAAAGGAUGAGAAAGAGAAGCACUCUGGGGCCCAAGUGGAGUUUGCAGACAUAGGCUGUGGCUAUGGUGGCUUGUUAGUGGCACUGUCACCGCUCUUCCCAGAUACCCUGAUUCUGGGUCUGGAGAUUCGGGUGAAGGUGUCGGACUAUGUGCAGGACAGGAUUCGGGCCCUCCGUGCAACCCCCCGGGGCGGAUUCCAGAACAUCGCCUGUCUCCGCAGUAACGCCAUGAAGCACCUUCCUAACUUCUUCCGCAAGGGCCAGCUGGCAAAGAUGUUCUUCCUCUUUCCCGACCCGCAUUUUAAGCGAACGAAGCAUAAAUGGCGAAUCAUCAGCCCCACACUUCUGGCAGAAUAUGCCUACGUGCUGAGAGUCGGGGGCCUGGUAUACACCAUCACAGAUGUGCUGGAACUGCAUGAAUGGAUGUGCACACAUUUUGAAGAGCACCCACUGUUUGAACGUGUGCCUCUGGAAGAACUAAGUGAAGACCCCAUUGUGGAACAUCUAGGCACUUCAACUGAGGAAGGAAAGAAGGUUCUACGCAAUGGAGGGAAGAAUUUCCCAGCCGUCUUCCGAAGAAUACAGGAUCCCCUCCUCAAGGCAGUAAUCCCCAAUCCCACCCUGCCUUAGCCGGACCCCCUCUUCUAGUGACUGGAAAGAAGAUCAGCUCCCCAUUCCAGGCCUUCCCAGACUAGUGGGACUGUGACACCAUGACCUCCCUAAGAAGUCGGGGUGCAGUCUGUCGGUGUUCUUACCUGUCACUCGUACUGCCCUUUUGUCCCUCCACUGUCAGAAGAAAGCAGGUGAAGUUGACUGAGAAGCUCAAAGGACCUUGACCAGAGGGGAUAUUUGGAGAGCCAUGGGUGUUUUCUUCUCCUUGAGCACCCCCUCUUCCUGGGGCUUCUCUAGCUAAGGUGAAGUGUGUGGUGCCCACUGUCUUAGGCUGUGUUUGGCUCAGGUUACCCUCAGUUGUGUUUACUUUGCAGUCCUGGGGAUGAUGAGUGUGUGCCCACAUACCAGUGUAUGUGUGUGUCUACAUGCCCAUGCAUGUGCCCACGUGCCUAUGUGUGUGUGCCCGUGUGGAUGUGCCCAAGUGGAUGUGCCCACGUGCCCAUGUGUGUAUGCCCAUGUGCCAGUGUUUCCCAAGAAACACUGGGUUAUGUGUCAAAUGCCUCCUGCCAGCUUCUCCCUGCUCACAGUCUGACCUGGGCAGUCCCUGCUGCCUUUAUUGUUGCUAUCUCUGUGGAGUCUCUGGAGGGCAAGAGGGUAGAGAACCUUCCUUGUCUUUACCAUGUUGAACUUGAUUCCAGAAUUUCAGACCUGACUGAUGGGAAGGGAGGGAAGGCAGAGGAACAGGGAGAUAACCUGGAAAAAAAAUUUAAAAAAUUA
Arvicanthis niloticus (Nile rat) is the source of this 1605-nucleotide messenger RNA. The record is from RefSeq and is a predicted model, not a curated record. NCBI's taxonomy places the organism in Eukaryota, Metazoa, Chordata, Mammalia, Rodentia, Muridae.